Corylus avellana is the source of this 1630-nucleotide messenger RNA. RefSeq names its product RNAse THREE-like protein 2 (gene RTL2). The record is from RefSeq and is a predicted model, not a curated record. Gene Ontology annotation, molecular function: ribonuclease III activity; RNA binding. Lineage: Eukaryota; Viridiplantae; Streptophyta; Magnoliopsida; Fagales; Betulaceae. Gene Ontology annotation, cellular component: cytoplasm; nucleus. Gene Ontology annotation, biological process: siRNA processing.
GUUAAUUUCCCACGCUUCACAAAAAAACAAAACCAAAACGAAAAGAAGGUGAUCACCACAACUGCCAUUGAUGCCCAGCCCGAUAUCCUCAGCCCAGGGUGCAUAGAGCUCUACCCAAUUCCCACCCGGUUACGCGAUUGCCCCCCCUGCUUUGGAGAGAUCCCCUACCUUCAGGCGCCAGCUGUCUUCUCUGAAAUGGAAGAGGCGAUCAGAGCCGUGGAAGAGAUCGUGGGGUACAAGUUCAAGGAAAAGACGCUCUUAAAAGAGGCCCUGACCCACCCAUCCUACGCCGAGUCGCAGUCCUACCAGCGGCUCGAGUUCGUCGGCGACGCGGCGUUGGGGCUCGCGCUCUCAAACCACGUCUACCUGGCCUACCCUGACCUCGACCCAGGCCAGCUCUCCCUCCUACGCGCCGCCAACAUAAGCACCGAGAAGCUCGCGCGCGUCGCCGUCCGCCAAGGCCUCUACCGCCACUUCAGGCACAAUGCCGUGGCUCUUCGCGAUAAGGUUCAAGACUUUGUUGAUGCAGUCAAUGCGGAAGAUGAUACGGUUGUGUAUGGUGGAGUGGUAAAAGCCCCGAAAAUUCUUGCGGACAUUGUAGAGUCUGUGGCGGCUGCUAUAUACGUUGAUGUUAAUUUCGACCUGCAAACAUUCUGGGUGAUUUUUAGGGGUCUCUUGGAGCCUAUUAUCACGCAAAAAGACUUGCAGCAACAACCACAGCCCGUUACAAUGUUGUUUGAGCUGUGUCAGAAGCAGGGUAAGCAUGUUGACAUUAGGCAUUGGAGAAAAGGGGCAAAGAAUAUUGCUAGUAUAUAUGUUGAUGGCAGGUUUGUUGCCUCGGGUUCUUCUGAGCAGAAGGAAAUCGCAAAGCUUAAUGCAGCAAAGCAAGCUUUGAGUAAGUUAUCGCAAUCUAUCCCCACUAACCCUGGGAUGCUUGAAUUUUCUGUACGGCUCGAUGGGUCAUUUGAGAUCGAAGGUGCAAAACAAAUGUUACAUGAGCUUUGUGGCAAGAAAAAGUGGCCUAAACCUACUUACAGCAUUGAGAAGGACACGGGUCUGCCACAUGACAAGAAAUUUGUAUACUCAGUUCAAAUACCAACUGUAGACGGUGUUUUAAGUAUGCAGGGGGAUGAACGGUCAAGAAGAAAGGAGGCAGAAAAUUCUGCAGCUUCAUAUUUAAUUCGUGCCUUAAAAGAAUCGAAUUGUUUAUGAUGCUACUUCUCUUUUUAGAAGACUAGGAGAUAGAAGCAACCACAUCUGAUGUUCUAAUGCUCUCCCUAGGUUUAUAGAGGGAUGCUUUCUGACGGACAAGUUGCGGCAAUCAAAAGAGCUGAGCAAGUAUCACUGCAGGGUGGACUAGAGUAAAAUACUCAAAUUAAGUUGCGUUGGCGAUUUCCUCACAAGAAUCUUGUUGGCCUUAUGGGUUUUUAGACUAGUUUUUUCUAUUUUUUAUUUAUUUUAAGGAGUGUAAACUAGGUGUUGUUGUAUUGUGUGUUGUGAUUGUGGUCCAUGAGGCCCAAAGCAAAAAGCCUAAUCAAUACUUCAAUUGCUUAUAGGCAUAGCAAACUCAAACAAGGGUGAAAUAAAUGAUUGAAUGUUUUUCUAUAUAUAUAUAUAUACUUUUUUUUUU